AUGCCCACUGAUCACCUACUGCUAAUCGUCUUAUUCGGAAUUUUCUUGCAAGUGACAGUUCAGGCAACAACGACAAGGGAUGCGGACUCAGCGGAAGGUACAAUAAGAAAGACUAAUGAAACUGACGAGCUGACCUCGGCAAAUUCAAGCUUUGUGGUUAUCGAUGAGCCGGAUGUACAUAAGGAAAGCUUCGUUAAAACUGAAGAACCUCUCCUAAAAAUAAGACCGACCACCCGUGGUGCUCGUUUUCGAAAGGUAACACCAUCCUCAUGCCGUACAUAUUCUCUAAGUGAGAAAUAUCGAAUCCUUGAGGGUGUUGGAGCACGAAAUCAGCUUUACAUGGCAGAGACACCUGACGAAGCAUCGCUGGGUUUCGUUGCCCCAUCGUUACAAGAACAACAACCACAAUUUAAGGCAGCGUCUGCUGACAUGACUGAGGGAGUAGCUAUUCUCCGGCGGUCCAGCCGUACCAUUUUGCAAUAG
This is a messenger RNA of Strongylus vulgaris, 483 nucleotides long. The record is from the annotation of a GenBank genome assembly. Lineage: Eukaryota; Metazoa; Nematoda; Chromadorea; Rhabditida; Strongylidae.